AUGGUAGCCCCCAGCGACGCCACCAGCGUUAAAGACGCCCAAAAACGAGCCGAACCGGAGCUCAAGAAUGUGGUAGACUUUCUCCGUGCUAAAGCGGGGCCGAAAGUGAGGAUGGGUGUCUUGAAUGGGAAGCGAGUCGAGUACUUCAAAGAGAGGGAAGAGAGAGAGAGGGAGGUCAGCCGUAUGGGCAUUGGCUGCGAAAGAUCAGAGAUCAGAUGGGAUCGAGGAGUGUUUUCGGGAUGGUAUCAGCUGACGCAUAUCCCAGGCAAGACCGCCGUCAGAUGUCUUCUCAGCCCUCAAUAUCAAAAGCUCAAGAAGGUGCCCGCCAUCACCACAGAAGACGAAGCCAGAGCUCUUCUUGUCAGGAUUUUGCCCUUCGCCUUCUUCCUCCGUACCGACCGUCCUCCCCCCGAAGCCCUCCCUCCUCCCGGCCAGCCCAAACCCCUCCGCCUCGCCCCCCAACAAUCCUUCGACCCCGCCUCCUACUACACCUGGUUCUACGACGGCUCCCCCCUCUACACCUACCUCGGCGGCGCCGCCAUGGUCUUCAUCAUGCUCGCCGGUGUCAUGUUCCCACUCUGGCCCGUCACCUUGAGGAUAGGCGUGUGGUACUUGUCCGUCGGGGUCUUGUGUCUGGUGGGACUGUUUAUAGUGAUGGCGAUUGUGAGAUUGAUCUUCUGGUGUUUGACGGUGAUGGUCUGUCAGAGGGCGAUCUGGAUCUUCCCCAAUCUGUUUGAAGACGUUGGAUUUGUGGACUCUUUCAUUCCCGGCUGGGAAUACGAUAUCCCCAAGACCAAAUCAUCCAAACGCCCCAAGACCUCCAAGUCCUCCGGCCGCGUCAAGACGCUCAAACCUGUCCUCGCGCCCGGCGACAACCCCGGCACAAGCUCUACCUCCGCCCCUGCUUCGCCUGCUUCCCCCGCCAAUGAUCCUGUGGCUUCGGCUGGUGGUGCAGGACCUGCUGCUGGGAAGGAUGGAUUGAAAAGUAGACGAGCAUUUGUGGAAGAGGUUGAGGACGACGAAUGA
This is a messenger RNA of Cryptococcus wingfieldii CBS 7118, 1026 nucleotides long. RefSeq names its product translocation protein SEC62. The transcript is spliced from 6 exons. Gene Ontology annotation, cellular component: endoplasmic reticulum; endoplasmic reticulum membrane. The record is from RefSeq and is a predicted model, not a curated record. Gene Ontology annotation, biological process: post-translational protein targeting to membrane, translocation. NCBI's taxonomy places the organism in Eukaryota, Fungi, Basidiomycota, Tremellomycetes, Tremellales, Cryptococcaceae. Bases 1 to 1026 code for a protein of 341 amino acids.